AUGCGGCGGCAAGAAAGAGGUGGUAUUGAAGAGAGGAGCAUGGGACGAGGAAGAAGACAAAGUACUGACGCCUACAUCGGUUGCUGGAGCUCCUUGCCUCAGAAAGCUGGACUUCAACGAUGGGGGAAGAGCUGUCGAUUGAGAUGGAUUAACUACUUAAGCCCAGAUAUCAAAGGAAGAAAGUUUAGUUUACAGGAAGAACAAACUAUAAUUCAACUCCAUACCCUUCUUGGAAACAGGUGGUCAGCUAUGGCGGCACACUUGCCAAAGAGAACGGACAAUGAGAUCAAGAACCAUUGGAACACACAUCUCAAGAAAAGGCUAAUCAGAAUGGGCAUUAAUCCCAUGACUCACCGAACUCGUACAGAUGCCUAGUGUGGUCGAGACAAAAACGGUUCGAAUCUAAGCCACAUGGCUCAAUGGGAUAUUGCUCGUCUCGAGGC
Messenger RNA from Hibiscus syriacus, 443 nucleotides. RefSeq names its product transcription factor MYB106-like. Lineage: Eukaryota; Viridiplantae; Streptophyta; Magnoliopsida; Malvales; Malvaceae. The transcript has 3 exons. The record is from RefSeq and is a predicted model, not a curated record. Bases 1 to 375 code for a protein of 124 amino acids.